AUGGUCCAGAACGAUCAAGUAAAUGAUAUUUCCAUCGCGCUCAAAGAACAAGAUGUCGAACCUCCUUACUCCAUAUUCACGACUUCCGAAAAAUGGAUUAUAGUAUCUCUUGCAUCCAUAGCAGGUUUGUUCAGUCCGUUGACGGCCUACAUAUACCUGCCUGCCAUUCCAAUGAUCGCGACUGCGUUUAACAAGACUGUCGAACUUACCAACCUCACGGUGACGGUUUAUCUGGUGUUUCAAGGCGUAUCACCCAUGUUCUGGGGGACUCUCGCAGAUCGUAUGGGCAGGCGACCGACGUCGCUCGGAUGUUUGUUUGUUCUCAGCCUUGCUUGCAUCGGUCUGGCGUUCGUACCGACAUCACAAUUCUGGCUCUUGAUGCUUCUCCGGUGUCUGCAAGCGGUGGGCAGCGCUAGCACUCUCACGAUCGGUGCUGGUAUUAUCGCAGACAUCGCCACCCCUGCGGAACGAGGUGGUUUCUUUGGCAUUUUCACCGUGGGUCCGCAGGUUGGGCCCGCGUUGGGACCCGUUAUAGGAGGCGCUCUUGCGGAUACCCUCGGAUGGAGAUCCAUUUUUUGGUUCCUCUGUAUCGCUAGUUCAGCGUGUUUUAUUGUCAUGGUCACGUUCCUCCCCGAGACUUUACGGAGCCUCGUCGGAGAUGGCAGUGUCCUUCCGCCUAUCCAAUAUCGUCCUCUGUUGCACUUAAUGGGGCGUGGCCGUAAAGAUUCUGAGGUCGAGUGUCUACCGGGUCGUAAAUCUUCCAACCCUUUCCGUUUGUUCGCAUGCGUCGAUGUCUUGAACCUCCUUAUUUUCAACGGCAUUCAAUACGCGGUGUUCUCCGCCAUUCUGGCGACCAUAUCUUCGCUCUUCGAAAAGAAAUACCCUCAGCUGACAGAGACGGACAUUGGACUUUGCUAUCUGGCUUCUGGAGGCGGGCUUGCGCUGGGCGCUAUCUUCAGUGGCAAGCUCAUGGAUUGGGAUUACAGGACGACGAAGAAACAGCUCACUCGCAAUUUUACGCCAGAGAAGGGUAUUCCAGGUGAUGUCAUAAGCGAGGAAGAUUUUCCAAUCGAAUCUACGAGGCUGAAGAGAUUGCCAAUUUGGAUAAUCAUGUUCUGCGCAGCUUGCGCUGGGUAUGGUUGGUCUCUUCAGGCACGAACGUCCAUUGCGGUACCUCUGAUCCUCCAAUUCAUCAUCGGAUUUACGGAAAUCGCUAUGCUCACUACCAUCCAAACGCUUUUAGUCGACCUUGUACCGUUGCAAGGCUCUUCAGUGACUGCGUGUAAUAACCUCAUUCGGUGUUCCAUGGGAGCGUUGUUGGUUUCCGUGAUCGACUUGAUCCUUCACCAGAUUGGCGCCGGGUGGACAUUUGUUCUGCUAGCAGGGAUUUGUUUUAUCUCCGUGCCCCUGAUUUGGUUGGCCGUGUAUAUUGGACCUCAUUGCCGUGCUAGCAGACGCGUGCGUCAGACUGCAUCCCAAAACUAA
Suillus paluster is the source of this 1485-nucleotide messenger RNA. Its product is annotated as major facilitator superfamily domain-containing protein. The transcript has 9 exons. Bases 1 to 1485 code for a protein of 494 amino acids. Gene Ontology annotation, molecular function: transmembrane transporter activity. Gene Ontology annotation, biological process: transmembrane transport. The record is from RefSeq and is a predicted model, not a curated record. Lineage: Eukaryota; Fungi; Basidiomycota; Agaricomycetes; Boletales; Suillaceae.